This is a messenger RNA of Arxiozyma heterogenica, 1071 nucleotides long. RefSeq names its product farnesyltranstransferase (gene BTS1). Gene Ontology annotation, molecular function: prenyltransferase activity. Gene Ontology annotation, biological process: isoprenoid biosynthetic process. The coding region runs from base 1 to 1071 and encodes 356 amino acids. Lineage: Eukaryota; Fungi; Ascomycota; Saccharomycetes; Saccharomycetales; Saccharomycetaceae. The transcript has a single exon. The record is from RefSeq and is a predicted model, not a curated record.
AUGGAUCCAUUAGUAAUUAAAUCAUUUAUAGAUAAUCCACAGAGAUGGGAUGCUACUAAUGAAUCCAUUUUGAAAAAACCAUUUCUACAUAUAUCACAGCAAAGGGGUAAAAAGUUUAGGACCAGAUUAAUCGACAUCUUUAACCAAAUAUAUCAACUGCCGGACCAGGUUCUAACCACUCUAUCACAAAUCAUCGAGAUAUUACAUAAUGCUUCGCUUAUGAUCGACGAUAUUGAGGAUAAUUCUCUUUUAAGACGAGGUGUCAAAACAUCGCACCUUGUAUAUGGAAUACCGAUGACGAUAAAUUCCGCAAAUUACAUGUAUUUUGUCGCAAUGAACUUGAUACCAAAAUUGAUUAUCCAGAACAAUAAAAAUGUAAAUACAAAUGUAAACAUGAAUAUAAAUGGUAAAUCAUUAUCUACUAAUCAUAUUCAAAUUCAAUUAUACAGAAUAUUUAAUGAAGAAAUCUGUAAUUUGCAUAGGGGACAAGGCAUGGAUAUCUAUUGGAGAGACGCAAACGUUAUCCCAACAGAAGAGAUGUAUAUGAACAUGGUUAUCAAUAAAACAGGAGGGCUAUUUAGGCUAACAAUACGUCUAAUGGAAACAUUAUUUACUUUUUACACUGGGCAUAAUAUCGAAAAUAGUAUGAUACCAAUCUGUGAGUUGCUCGGAAUUAUAUAUCAAAUUAGAGAUGACUGUCUGAACCUGUCGGAUGAAACAAUGACAAUGAAUAAAGGUUUCGCGGAAGAUAUAACUGAAGGAAAAUUGUCGUUUCCAAUAAUUCAUGGACUUAACUAUGAGAAAAUGAAUAUUUCUGAAAAAAACCGCUUUCUUCAUAACACUAUAAUAUCAAAAACUUCAAAUAUAGAUGUCAAAUUGAAAGUUGUCAAAUUCCUAAAAGAUGAAAGUGAAUCGUUGGAUUACUCUAAAGACACAAUCAAAAACUUAACAAUCAUAUUAAAAAAACAGUUGCAGACUUUUUCAACUAAGUAUUAUGAAAGCAACAUUAGCAAUGACCAAGAUUUUCUUUCUCCGUUGUAUUCAAUUAUAGAUUAUUUAUCAUCAUUUUGA